GAUAAGGCUGGAAAGCCCGAAAUCCCCGAAAUCCUCAGACUUGGUCUGUACUCUGUAGCCACUAGCUAGUGAGGAUUUGGGGAAGAAGAAACAAAUCAAACAAUGGCCGCCUUUGCAAUAGGAACGUGGCUUUGCGCAGGGGUUGGACAAAGGUCAGGACCCUCUGCAGCUUCACUCCCGCUCAUCUCUGGUUCAAGAACACCAGCUUCACACAUCUUCUCUCUGAAAGCCACUGCCCUCAACCCCAAUUCUUCUUCCGGAAUCCUCCACUGCUCCUUUCUCUCCAAUUCUCCUUCUGCUUCUACCCCAUCAGCUUCCUCUUUCUCAGGUUUGUCACUAGGGUUGGACUUCAAUGGCAAGGGUGAAGGAUUGAGCAGAAGUAGAAGGGCUGGAUUAGUGAUAAGGGCAGGGAAAUAUACUCUUUGUCAAACCAAGAGGAAUAGGUCUAGAAAGUCUUUAGCACGAACACAUGGAUUUCGAAGGCGGAUGCGUACUACAAGUGGAAGAGCACUUUUGAAGCGAAGACGGGACAAGGGUCGAUGGAAUCUCUGCCCAAAGUCUAACCCAAACAGUGGCAAACGAGCUUGAUCCUCUUAUUUUUAUUCUGGCUGGCUUGUGUGCUAUUUCUUGUAGGUAACUGCAAUCGUCUGUUUCUUUUGUUGAUUUUGCUCACCUUUUCUGUAUCUAAUCUGCAUUCUCUGCUCAGUUAAGAUCUCUCUUUUUCAUAUGUCGGUGUACUAGCCUGUUUGGCACACUACAUUUCAACUUAUGUGCCAGAUUUUUCACCAAACUCAAUUCAUUUCACUGCCAUAGUUGAAUCGGCUGAUAAGUGGGGAAAACAGUUGUGCACAGGUUAAACUUUUUAAAGGAAAUGGUUGAAAUUAAAGAAACAUUUAAAGGCUACAUACAC
Molecule: messenger RNA, 910 nt
Organism: Cuscuta epithymum
Lineage: Eukaryota; Viridiplantae; Streptophyta; Magnoliopsida; Solanales; Convolvulaceae
Source: the annotation of a GenBank genome assembly